This is a messenger RNA of Hemibagrus wyckioides, 1322 nucleotides long. RefSeq names its product protein kinase (cAMP-dependent, catalytic) inhibitor beta (gene pkib). The record is from RefSeq and is a predicted model, not a curated record. Bases 313 to 546 code for a protein of 77 amino acids. Gene Ontology annotation, cellular component: cytoplasm; nucleus. Gene Ontology annotation, biological process: negative regulation of cAMP-dependent protein kinase activity. NCBI's taxonomy places the organism in Eukaryota, Metazoa, Chordata, Actinopteri, Siluriformes, Bagridae. The transcript is spliced from 3 exons. Gene Ontology annotation, molecular function: cAMP-dependent protein kinase inhibitor activity.
CUGACCCCAGUCUCCUCUAGCGGUAUCGGUAUCGGGAUGCUAGACCGUGUAUCGCUGGGUAUCGGAUCGGGGGGGGAAAAAUCAGUGUUUCCUGGUUACGGUUUCUAAUGAAAAGCGAACGCGUGACGUCGCAGCAGCGCCUCAGAUGCACGCGGACUGGAAUUAACGAUAACUGUCCGAGCGCGCGAGAGCUCGAGAGACAAUCCCGAGCAGGAAGGAUGCUCUGAGUAUAUACAAGGACUUUUCUCUCUGGUGAUGGAAAAAACGUUUCGUAUAGCCUGCUCGAUGAUAAUAUGAAAAGCAAGAGCAGAGAUGACUGAUGUGGAGACUGUUGUCACCGACUUCGCUGCCACGGGAAGGACUGGCCGACGAAACGCCAUGCCAGAUAUUUUAGGUUCCAACGCAGGAGCCGAAGCGGCUGACCUUCCUAACAAAUUGGCUGAUCUUGCUGUUGGAGAUGAUGCUGAGCAUGGAGGAGAAGGAUCAUCCUCGAGUGACCCAGCCAGUGACCCUGCAGGGGGAAAGGACCAGGCAGAAGGAACAUAACCCAGUACAGCCUGAACCAAACUAAACAGCAAACACAACAAAGACAGCACCACAAACAAUCUCUCCUAUUCGCCCCAUGACCAAACUACUGUUAUGGUUGCAGCCUGUGCUAUGCAAGUUCAGCUUCACUGGAGAAUGUUACUCUGAUGGAGGCUGGUGGAGGAGCAUGCUCAUCUUCUCCUCUUCAGUUUGACAGAAUCGAUAAAAAAAAAAAUCCCCAACAGACUGAUGUUCACGUGGCACAAAAAUAAAAGCUGUCUUUAUGUCUUAGAGAGAACCAUAACAUUAUUUUCUUAGUUUAAAAAGGGACCAUUUUGUCACUAAACGAAAAGAAUGUCUCGUUUCUAUUAAAAAAGCAUUCCAUUUGGUUAUGUAAGUACAAUUUAAACAUUCAGAAUGUGGUUCAUCUAUUUUGUGCGUUUUAUUUUCUAUGAAUAUAUAUCGUACACAUUUUCUGAGUGCUUUUUCUUUUGUCAAAGUCAAAAUGAGUAAAUAUGGAUCUGUCGUUUAUGUAGCUUGACUGUUUUGAAUGUGAUGCUCCAUGUCAUUGUAUUACAAGUACUGUAGCCAUCAAUUUUCACUGAUUUUGUGGUGUCAUGACUUUUCUUUAUAUUUUCCUCUGUGCUCUCGAAAGACGUGCGAUUUAAUCUUUCGCUCUCGUUAUUCUUUGCAGAAUCAAGUGUAUGAUUUCGACCAUACUGUUGUCUGUUGCACUAAUGUACCAAUUGCUGGUAUUCUGUAAAAUAAACUCUGUACUUAGUUUUAGUGCCUGUUUC